Messenger RNA from Lolium rigidum, 1803 nucleotides. Its product is annotated as BTB/POZ domain-containing protein POB1-like. Lineage: Eukaryota; Viridiplantae; Streptophyta; Magnoliopsida; Poales; Poaceae. The transcript is spliced from 6 exons. The record is from RefSeq and is a predicted model, not a curated record. Gene Ontology annotation, molecular function: protein binding. Bases 30 to 1643 code for a protein of 537 amino acids. Gene Ontology annotation, biological process: response to red light. Gene Ontology annotation, cellular component: nucleus.
UUGGAGGGGGGAGAGGGAUAGCGGCGGGGAUGGACCCGGACUUCUCGCGGGCCAGCGGCGGCCCGAGCUACGAGUUCGCCUUCAACUCCGUCAACUUCUCCGACCGGGUCCUGCGGAUCGAGAUCGCCCCCGGGGACGACGCGCCGGGGGCCAAGGGCGGCGCCGGCGAGGGGUGCUCAUCCGUCGCCGACUGGGCGCGACACCGCAAGCGGCGCAGGGACGAGCUACGGCGAGAGAAAGAAUGUGGAAAAUAUAUGCUGGAAACUGCAAAGGUCAAAGUUGAAGCAGAAGAACGUGAUACCUAUGAGGAGACUAGUGAGGAGCCUGUAGCUAUGAUAGAAGAAUCUCCACCUGAUGUUGGACAAGAUGGUGAGGAUGGAGAAAGCAGUGAUUCAUCAUUGAAUAUGGAGUGUAAUCAGGUUUUGAGAGUAAAAUCUAUCUAUAUCAGCUCUGCUAUUCUAGCUGCAAAAAGUCCUUUCUUUUACAAGCUUUUCUCAAAUGGCAUGAAAGAAUCUGAUCAGAGGCAUGCAACUCUUCGAAUAACUGCUUCAGAGGAAAAUGCCCUUAUGGAGCUUCUGAGCUUUAUUUACAGCGGAAAGUUGACAACAAAUCAGCCAGCCCUUCUGCUUGAUAUCUUGAUGAUGUCUGACAAAUUUGAAGUUGUUUCUUGCAUGAGACACUGCAGUCAAUUGCUAAGAAGCUUACCGAUGACCACAGAAUCUGCACUUCUCUAUCUUGAUCUGCCUUCCAGCAUUUCAAUGGCUGCUGCAGUUCAGCCACUGACUGAUGCUGCCAAGGAAUUCCUUGCCAACAAGUACAAGGAUUUGACCAAGUUUCAGGAUGAGGCGAUGAACAUUCCCCUUGCUGGGAUCGAAGCCAUCCUAUGGAGUGAUGACCUUCAGGUGGCAUCAGAGGAUGCAGUCUAUGACUUUGUGAUCAAGUGGGCGCGUGCUCAAUACCCAAAAUUGGAGGAAAGGCGUGAAAUCUUGGGUACUCACUUGCUGCCACUUGUUCGGUUCUCUCAUAUGACAUGCAGGAAGUUGCGGAAGGUCCUUGCAUGCAAUGAUGUGGAUCAUGAACAAGCAACUAAAAGUGUCACUGAUGCACUUCUAUACAAGGCUGAUGCACCGCAUCGACAGCGCGCCCUUGCUGCAGAUGUGUUGGCCUAUGGGAAAUAUACGGAACGAGCUUACAAAUAUCGUCCGCUUAAGGUGGUGGAAUUCGAUCGACCAUAUCCUCAGUGCAUCGCAUAUUUGGAUCUGAAGCGUGAGGAAUGUACCAAACUUUUCCCAUCUGGGCGGAUAUACUCGCAAGCCUUCCAUCUUGCUGGACAGGGAUUCUUCCUCUCCGCACAUUGCAACAUGGAUCAACAAGGUGCUUUCCACUGCUUUGGUCUCUUCUUAGGGAUGCAAGAGAAAGGCUCAACGAGUGUUACCGUUGACUAUGAGUUUGCUGCAAGGUCAAGGCCAUCGGGGGAGUUUGUCAGCAAGUACAAGGGCUACUACACCUUCACCGGUGGAAAGGCUGUUGGCUACCGGAAUCUCUUUGCGAUUCCCUGGCCGUCGUUUAUGGCUGAUGAUAGCCUCUUCUUCAUCAACGGGGUACUACAUCUGAGAGCGGAAUUGACGAUAAAGCAGCCAUAGAUAGAUAGUGCUUGACGCACUACUAACCUCAUCUGUGUUGUUGCUCAAGGCUAAAUUCGUGCAAUGAUGAGCCUUAGUGCGGAAAAUCUUGUGUGAGUCAGAACAUUUUGUUUUUACCGGGCUGACACUUAUGAAACGAGAAGCAAAAUACCUUGUUUUA